Polistes canadensis is the source of this 1575-nucleotide messenger RNA. RefSeq names its product alpha-tocopherol transfer protein-like. The record is from RefSeq and is a predicted model, not a curated record. The transcript is spliced from 4 exons. Lineage: Eukaryota; Metazoa; Arthropoda; Insecta; Hymenoptera; Vespidae. The coding region runs from base 311 to 1216 and encodes 301 amino acids. Gene Ontology annotation, molecular function: phosphatidylinositol bisphosphate binding. Gene Ontology annotation, cellular component: membrane.
CCAUUUCGUUUUGAAUACGAGCAAAACAAGAUAUACAGAAUAAUGCAUUCUUAAUUAUGUUUAAUUAUGCGUAUUCUCAUCUGACCCAUCGACAAAAUAUUCUUAAAUGGCUUCGUGAUGAUGAUUCGUCCGAUUAUGAACUUAUAUAUAGAAGUCAACGUCAACGUGUCACGCAAUUGUCAAUCGUAUGUUACUCACUCGUCAUUGCUCUAAGACAUCAAUUGAGCUUGAAUCCUUUAGUUUAAUUCGUAUUUCUUAAGAAGUCGUCGUCAGAACUAAUCUUGAAAGAAAAUAUUUCUUGUGCACAAGGAUGUCAUUAAAAACUGGAAUUUCCUUCGAGGAGGAAUUAAAGAAAAAUCCAGAAUUGAAGGAAGACGAUAUACGAACGUUAAGAGAGUGGUGUCAAAAGCAACCCCAUUUGCCGAAAAUCUCCGACACCGAGUUGACUCUCUUUUUACAUAGUAAUUACUAUCGUAUUGAGCCAACGAAAAGUACCAUCGAUACUUAUUACACCGUACGAACUCACGUACCAGAAUUUUUUUCUAACAGAGAUCCUAUUGGCUCGAAGGACCUCCGAAAAGCAUUUCAAACAGUAUCGAAUUUGGUUUUGAAUGAAACCACCAAUGAUGGUUAUAAAAUCAUUUACGGCAGACUGAUAGAUACCGAACCGUCGCAUUACGUUUAUAACGAUGGUAUGAAAUUUCUUAACAUGGUAAUCGAUCUCUGGCUUCGCGAAGACGGUACUUCCAAAGGUCACGUAAUCCUCUUUGAUACAAAGAACGUUGCAUUUGGACACGUGGGUCGACUAAAUCCCAUGGGAUUGAAAAAAUUCCUUUACUACUUGCAAGAAGCCUUACCCGUACGUCUUAAGGGUUUCCAUUUUAUGAACACCUCGCCGGUUAUGGACAUUAUUCUUAAUAUGAUGAAGCCUUUCAUGAAAAAGGAAUUGAUGGACAUGUUUCACAUGCACUCGACUAUGGAAACUUUGGCUAAGUUUAUACCCUUGAAAAUACUUCCAAACGAAUCGGGUGGACAAGCAGGUCCUUUGAAGGACUUGAACGAUGCACAAAUUAAGAAAUUAGAUGACAAUCGUGCUUGGUUUCAACAAGAGGAAACCUUAUGUCGCGUUAACGAAUCUCUGCGUCCCGGGAAAGGAAAAACAGCAACGGAUCUGUUUGGUGUUGAAGGAAGCUUCAAAAAGCUCGAAAUUGAUUGAACAAUUUAUCCGACGAACCGACUUUAUAUAUUUUUAUCCGAUAACUACCAAAAAUUAGAUCAAAAUCUCCAUUUCUUUGUCACUUUAAUGAAAUUGCAGUAAUAUGCGUUGUUAUACGAUUGAAUAUUUAUUCAAUAUCUAUAUAGAUGUAGGAAAAAUAUAUGUAGAAAGAUCGAGAAGCCUUGUCUCUUCCUAGAAUAGAAAUGGACUUCGAUAGGAAUCAAAAUUCAGAAUAAUACGACAAAUGGACGAUCGUAUCACGUAAGAGUAUUACAUAACACGGUUAUACAUUGUGUUCAUUGUAAACUCUUUGAAACCAAAGAAAAUAAUAUUCUUCAAAAAUAAAUAAAUUUAGAGUG